ACCACAGGCCCUCUUAGAAACCCUCCCCCUGCCCCCACCCCAAACCUUCGUCAACAACCUUGCCAGACAUCUGUGCUCAAAAAAAUUCCACGAAAACGAGCAUGAAUAUUUCUCCCGGAGUGCAGAGUCUGGCCAUUUCCCUACCUUCACCCAACCCUCGUUCACAUCAGACUUCACCAGGCCCCUGUCACACCCAAACGCAACCCGGCUAAACGAGGCCAUUGCGAACCUCCGCAGAGACAUCUGCCACAUAAUGGCAUCCCACCACCUGGAUCUGGCCAGAGAGGAGGAGGCCAAAGCCACACAAGUCCGGUCAGAGAUGGAAGAGCAUUAUAAUCCGGACAUAAUUAGAAUAGCAAACUGCAAUGCCAAGAGACAGGCAGCGUCCGCCCCUGGGAACAGGGAGAGACACACACAGCACCCGCGAAGACGGCCCAGGAGGCAACACCAGUAUUCCACCUUUUGACAUUGCUUUCUCUUUCCUCUCCCCCCCUUAUUUUCUUUCUGUAUUUUUGCCGCUUAACUUUAGUAUAAUAAAACAUUUUUUUGCUGCUUAAUUAUGGUAUAACAAACAUGCUCAGCUGUAUAUUUUUAUUUUAAUUCCUUUUCAUCAACAAUAUUAAACUCUGUCUACCUAUAAACGAUGUUGCUUUAUUCGUACUCAUUAUUCUGCUAUCUAGAUUGCAAUAUGUACACGGCCAAUCCUAGCACAGCGUCCAAACGCACCAUACUCAGGAAAACCAUUGGCACCAAACUAACUAAAAAUGCACACAAAAAGCUGCUCAAAAAGGCCAUCCUGGCCACUAAACCAAUCAAUAACAUUGUCAAUCUAUCCUCAGCUCACAUUUCAACAAGUGAGAUAUCUCUGCUGAACAGGGGACUAUCGUUUGUUCCUGCCCCCGGUCCGGUUGACAAUGAUCUCAUCUUACAAGGACUCGAUGACUUUAUACGUCGAAUGCGACUGCAAUAUUUUUUCCACUCCCAUCCCCCCAGGACGGUACCUGAACCCUUUAGAAGGAAAUCAUUUUGGGCCCCCCCUGAUGAUGUCUGCCCUCAAUUACAACAAUAUUUUGAUAAAAUCUCCGUCGACAUCAACAAGAUCAUAAGGUCAGCUGCUAACCCUACACCCCAUAACCUUACCCCAAUAGAAACUGAGAGCAUUAAAACUUUAUGCACCCGCAAGGACAUAACCAUCAAACCCGCGGACAAAGGAGGAGCCAUUGUCUUAUGGUCUAUAGAGGCUUACCUUAAGGAAGCUAACAAUCAGCUGUCCAACCCCCUCCACUACCGUAAACUAGAAUCUGAUGGAAUACAGCUGCUAUCCACCCAGAUCACAACGUUCUUAACACAUCUACUAGGUCGGAAUCUUCUCACACAACAAUGUUAUGAGUUCCUUGAACCAAGCCCCCACCCCCGCACCCCCGAAUUCUACCUUUUACCAAAAAUACACAAGCCAAAGAUUAACGACCUCAUACCGGGCAGACCAAUAAUCUCGGGGUGUGGCUCACCCACUGAGAAACUCUCCAAAUUUCUGGACCAUUUUUUAAAACCGAUUGUUAAAACUAUACCCUCAUACAUCAAGGACACCAAUCAUUUUCUCCAAAUUAUAUUUAGAGAGAGACAUAAUUUUCCACCAGGUAUCAUCCUGUGUACCCUGGAUGUUAAAUCCCUCUAUACUAAUAUACCACAGGAUGAGGGUAUUCUACAUUGCAUGAUGGCGUUAAUUGAUUUUUAUGCCACUGGACUACCUCUACCAGCCACACACCUACAACAAAUGUUUGAGUUUAUACUAAAAGGGAAUUAUUUCUCCUUCAAUGGACAGCCAUAUCUACAGACACAUGGCACUGCCAUGGGUACCCCUUUUGCCCCAAACUUUGCAAACAUUUUUAUGUCUGUUAUUGAAGAAUAUAUCCUCUCCACAGCCCCCGAGGGGAAGAAACCUCUACUCUGGAAACGAUUUAUCGAUGAUAUAUUCAUGAUAUGGCAAUAUGAUGAGGCUUCCCUCACUGAAUUCCUUGCCCAUACCAACAAUGUGCACAACACGAUUAAAUUUGAAGCACAACAAUCUAGAGCAAGAAUAAAUUUCCUUGACACCACAAUUUAUCUUAAUAACAACAGUGGUCUCCUGGAAAGCACCCUAUUCGUGAAACCCACUGAUAUAUGCACCCUUUUACAUGCUAAAUCUUUCCACCCACCUUCGUGUAAAAAAAGUGUUAUUUACAGCCAAGCACUUCGCUUCAGACGUUUGAUCACAGACAACAAUGAACUCCACAAACACCUCAAAGCACUCCAAAAAAACCUAAUCAUAAGAGGUUAUGAAUCUCAAGAUAUCACCACCGAAUUUAGUAAACUGACAUAUGUCACCCAAUACGAGCUCCUCUUCCCAGGAAACCCCGCCAACAAUGAAACCACCCCUCAGCACCUCAACUUCGAACCCCCUCCACCUAAACCACAAGUCCUACCUUUUGUUGUCCCAUUCGACAUAAAAACUAUAAAUAUAGGUUCCGUCCUUACUAAACAUUGGCACUUGAUCUCAGCUGAUGCUUAUCUUAAACAAAUAUGGAAUGACACCAGACCGGUUCUAGCCCUCACCAGAAGGCCUAACCUCAAGGAUCGAUUGGUACACUCUAAAAUAGGCCAUCAAUACAAAGCCGCUUCUCGAAGCAUCAUGCGCCCUUAAAAUUUACAAUAUGUAAAUAUUACACUAGAGGCACAGUUACACCUAAGGUACGGCAUUCACUGAUUAUUAAUUUUCAUUUUUAUUUGCGUAUAUAUUUAUUUUGCAACCGUGAUCCUGGACGCAGGAUUGCGAGGGGCGCCCACGAGAAACGGACAUACCGAAUUAAAGCCCCGAAAUGUCCCUCGUGGGUUUCUGGCUGAUGAGUUGCUUUUUUAUCAUUUUCUGCCCACUUACAAGCUAAUUGUUUAAAACAUAUAUGGGCACACACAACCACCCCCCAUCGGAGUUUGAGGCUGUGACCAGGUGGUAGUGACUACUCCUUAUCUCCUUUUUUCUCAUUCUUCUAUUUUGGAUUUUAUACUUUUAUUCACAUAUUGGUUUUUUAGUUUUUACCUUCUAUACCUAUAAAAACAAAGAAAGGUUGUGUCUUAACUUUCACAAAAUUGAGCCUAGUAUUGACACUCAUCUCCAUCUGACUAGAACUCAUUCAAAAGGAUUAAGCAAGGAAAAUAUUAUAACCUCAGGGCCUUGGUUGCAGCUAGCAGUUAACAGAGCAUUUUUUCCAUUUUACCUAUGUUUUUUCACUGUCAGUCAAUAAGAUAGAAAAUCCAUCCAAAUGUUUGACAUAUGCGUUUCAGUGCCAAUUUUAGUUUAUUCGAUUUGUAUAAUAGUUUGUUGGAAUAGGUUACAGGCCCUUUUUUGCAGAAUGCAUGCUAAGCCAAGGAGCACAUCACUCUGUAGCAAUGCCGAAAAUCUUUGGGAAAAAUCCUUUUGUUCUCAAGAAAAACACGUGCAAAAUCCCCAAUUAUCUUGUUGCUUUAUAAAAUCUCGUAAACUUUUUAAGAAAAGUGUUAUGCCUCUCAUGUAAAGCAGCAGAAAUUUAGGCAUAAACUCAACAUUUUGAUUUUUUUUCUAGGAAAAUGUGCGCUUAGACUUCAGGGAGCCGUGGUAGACAUGAGGCUUGAGCAUCGCAGGUCACGUUUGGUGCCCGCCUGUCUUAUUGCUUUAUAAAAUCUCGUAAACUUUUUAAGAAAAGUGAUAUGCCUCUAAUUUAAAGCAGGAUAAAUUUAGACAUAAACUAAACAUUUUGAUUUUUUUCUAGGAAAAAGUGAGCCUAGACUUCAGGGAGCCGUGGUAGACAUGAUUCUUGAGCAUCGCACUGUCAUCAAAAAUGACAUUCAGGUCAUGUUUGCUGCCCGCGUCUCUUAUUGCUUUAUAAAAUCUCAUAAACUUUUUAAGAAAAGUGAUAUGCCUCUCAUAGAAAGCAGCAGAAAUUUAGACAUAAACUCAACAUUUUGAUUUUUUCAUAGGAAAAAGUGAGCUUAGACUUCAGGGAGCCGUGGUAGACAUGAUGCUUGAGCAUGGCACUGUCAUCAAGAAUGACAGUCAGGUCAACAAAAAGGAUACAACUGCCUCUCCAUUUAAGGGGAAAUCGAGUUGGGAACCUGAAUCUAUUCGAAACCUCAACAUUUACACAUAUCUUGAAAAUAUACACUCAGACAUUUUAAACCUAUACACACAAAACUACUAUAACCCUCCAAAUAUUUCAAAAGAGAAGCAAGAGGCCAUUCGUAGCCUAAAACAAAUAGACAAUAUUUCAAUAAAAAAAGCUGACAAAGGAGGCAAAAUUGUAAUAUGGCCUAAAGACAUGUAUUUAUACUAGGCCACAAAACAACGUGAAAAUGCAAACUAUUACAAAGAACACCCAGUAGAUCACACAAUUGAAACAUCUGCCGAGAUAACAACUUUUUUAACACAUCUCUUCCAGAACUACCAUAUUGAUGAAACACUUUUCGAAUAUCUUACACCUGACACGGAGGGCAUCCCAGGGAGGCCUAUACUGUCAGGUUGCAGCUCCUUUACGGAGAAACUCUCGUCAUACCUUGAUCACUAUCUUAGACUGAUAGUAAAAGGAAGUGCCUCAUAUAUAAAAGACACCGCUCACUUUUUACAACAAAUAUUCGAAAUACACACUAGCAUUCUACCAAGCUCAUGGCUGGUUACACUAGAUGUCAAAUCUCUAUACACCAACAUCCCCCAGGACGAGGGUAUCGAGGCAUUAUGGGGACAACCCAACAUUGCAUACAAGUUACAUGAAACAAAUGAUGGUAUUCAUACUUAAACACAACUAUUUUAUCUUUAAUAGUAGAUUUUAUCAACAAAUUCAAGGCACUGAAAUGGGGAGCCCCUUCCCUCCCAAUUAUGACAUCUACAGAAUAACAUAUUUUACACAAUGCCCUAAUAGGGCAUACUCCAAUGUUUUGGAAAGAUUCAUCGAUGAUAUAAUUUUCAUUUGGCCACAUGCCCUUGAAGACCUACAAAUUUUUAUACAAUACACCAAUACCGUCCACAAAACAAUAAAGUUUGAAGGAAACUAUUCCAACACAAAUAUACACUUCUUGGAUAUAACAAUAAACUUACAACAAAGAGGGGGAAGUUACCACCUCACUCUACCAAAAACCAACAGACACUUGCAAUCUCUUACACUGUGAUUUUAGCAGCUACAUCUCAAAAGCAAUAUAAAAGAAAGAUUUCUACAACUCUGUUACUGGAAAAUUUAGCAAAAAGGCUUGUUACAUUAAGCAUCGACUCAAGGCUUCCCAUUUUACUCCAGGAAAUAAUCAGAGACCUUUCAAUGGAUGUACUACAAAACUUUUUGGUAGAGUUAGCAGUAUGUGGGGAAGGCAGCCUUGAUUUUUUAAAAGACUUUUGAAAGCAGUGCAAAAUCCAGACAUGGAACUACAGUGUUUGUAUCAUUAUGGGCAAAGAAGAAGAAAAUUAAUGCUGUGGAAGGAAAGUUUGUGUGACAUCAUAUCAUAUGUUCCUGCAAGUUAUGCCUUGACAGGGAUGUCCUAAAGCUAAACAUAACAGCUCGUUGUGAUAUCCAAGCAGAAAACAAGGAAUUAAACAUGAGUCUUUUUUUGCAAAGCAGGGUACAGCCAAUUCGUGCUAUGCAAGUAUGGACGUUUAGGUAAGGGUAAUAGAAACUGGCCAUUAGCCGUAGCACACCUCCCAAGCAUAAUAAGAGGCUAAUACCUCUCUGAAUCGAGGCUCUUAAGUUCAAACAUUGUUAUGGAAAUCCUUGAGAUUGCAAAUCAUUGGAUAAUCAUCAAUGGAGACAGAGUACCCUGGGAAACAGAAAAAGCCCAGAAAUUUGUUUUGGUUCAGAGUUGAGGAGUCAAAGCAAAGAAAAAACGUGUAUGUUGAGAGAUUUAGGCAUGUCCUAUUUUCGUUUCUAGAUCAACAAUGUGAAAACGGAAAAAGGGCCAUGGUAAUGUUCAAGAAAACAAUGUGAACACUGUGAAGCGUCUGUCUGAGGAGCAAUGUUGUCAAAGGUAAGUAACAUGAUGUUUUGUACAUUCCACAACGGAAAAAACAAAAAAAGCACAGCUUAAGGAUAAGAUAUAGUACUUUGCCUAAAACAGAAAUAGUAACAAAAAACUUUCAAUUCUCUCAAUUUUCAAUUCUCUUUCAAUGAUACAUUGAUUUUGCGAGCAUUAGCAGAACAGUUUAUUUCCAAAUAAAAUUGAUAACUGGGUAUCAACCUCUGCAUCACUCAUUUUCCUCUAGCUUGAUAGCUUUACUUACUGCUUACUUCUAAAUGGUGAAGAUCAAUACUGUGUCUAAAUCUGUAUAACAAGGCUGUUUAGUUUUUAGCAAAGAAAUCAUAUGACUUUGUCACCACUUUAUUUUAUUUGGUUAGAUUUAGUCAUGUUUGAUUAUUUCUAUUUCUCCUCAGUCUAUUAAACAUAGAACUGACAAAUCUUACAGGAAUUAUUUUGUGAGUUGAAAUAUUUCUUGCUAUCCAAAUCCUUGCUAAAUUUAGGAAAAUGCGAUGAUCUUUGUUUAUCUUUUAGGAUAACUUGAGCAGACAUGACACAAUUACAAGAGGGCAACUCACUGCCAUCAAAUUUCCAACAACAAGGCAUGCUGCAGAUGUUAUAUACACCAAAGUCCAAAACCCUGGUUUUAAUAAGUUUGAAAAUGUUGAUUGUAUGUUCCCACUGUUUGAUUGUCAAGCUGCAAUGUCUACCCUUGAAUCCAAGGCUAAUGGUUACAAUGCAAUAAAAGCUUGGGGAAAGUGCUACUCUAUUAAGGACCUUGCAAACAUGAUUACUGCCCAUAAACUUAUGAAGGUAAAGACUGAUGUAGAGCAGGAAAUGCAAUGGUUUCAGAAAGAACCUCAACCACCGACCCAAGCUUGCAUCAUUCCUGACAACAUGGUAGUCAAAGCAUUUGAUGAAAUGUUGUUAUCAAAUCCAAAUGGGAAAGUGUUAUAUGGCAAAUGCACAUUAACAGAAGAUCUUGCUACUUUUGGCUGCUCACGAUGGGUCUCACUUCAAGCCAUUGAUGCAAUUAUCUCAAUAAUCAACGAGAUGAACCCAAAGCAAAAAGUAAUCUUGCAUGGAAUCAUCAGUGGCAUGUCUGUGCAUGCACACAACACGGCCCAAAUAGAGCCUGAAAUUCAAAACUCAAAGCCUUAAUUCAGCUGCUCUUUGAAAAAAAUGGCAAACAGUUAUAUUUGUCUCCGAGCCAAUUCAAGAUUUCUAAAAAGCGAAAGAAAACCUUGAUAUUGAGAGAGAUAUUGAAACUAUCACAGUUUGCCUGCUUGAGCUGGAAGACAUUGACAUAAAGCACAAUGGCAAUAACAUAAUUACAAAAGUUUUGUAAUUUGUUUUCGCUUUAUUCAUCUUACUUUUUGUCUUAUAAAACCUCUCUAUCAUGCGAUAAUAUGCCUAAUUUGCUUCUCUCAUUACUUGAUCACCAGGUAAGUAUGUAUUGCAACCCUGAAAUCUAUUUAGCUACCUUAAUGAAAACCUCAGUUCUAAAAGCCAAUCUAAGUCGCAUUUCCGCAUUUUGCAUUCAUUUCAUUGCAGAAAUUCAUUUCAACAGAAACUUGAUCAAAUAUCCAAUUGAGUUUCAAGAUCUUAACCUCAAGAAUAUAACGCUUGUUUCAAUUAAAUUCCAAGGUUACAGCCCGGUCAGGAUAUUAUAAUAUUUUUAAGUCGGUUUAGUUUUAGGAUCAAACUUGUCACACACUUAACACUAUGAAAGUUAUAAUUUCUAAAUUAAGGCCCUUGUAUCUGGGUAAAAAUCUUUCUUUUCUCAAUUGUGAACCAUUUUUCAUUUUUGUGCCCUCUUAUGUAGAAUUUAUCAGAUAAUUUAAUGAUGUUUUCAUUUUCUAUCGGUUGUACUUCAAAAACUUGAAAAAAGUUCAUUUCUCAAUACUGGUUGAUACCGGAAAUGACUUUUUGAAGAAAAAAAUGUCCUUUGAUGAUGACUUACCCUAUUUUUCAUUCCUUCUCCCAUCUAAGCUUUGGUUACCUUGUGUUACACAUUCUUUCUGCUGUUGAACACCCUGUGAUAUCAUUACCCUUAAUGCAAAUGAAAAUUGGUCGAUCUGCUGGCAUGCUCGAUCUUUGUAAAUAACUGUUGGAUAUUUUCACCUUUAGUCAAAUUUUUUGAUAAGUCAUGCGACGAACUAAGAAUAACCAAUUCAAGGGAACUCAGCAUCAAUUUAUAACGGAAGACGUGGACUCUGAGAUAGCUGAAAAGUUGAAAAGUGAAAGGAACCUUUGUAGAACAGCAUCAGCUGAUUGGCCUAGGCCUUUGCCUGGCACACUCACAAAUUUUGUUGCUGUUGAAGGAUGUAGGAUAGUAGAUAUGGAGUUGUUGCACUAACAGAGGCCCAUCUUUGCUCUGGAGGUAAGUUAUGUUUUUUUAUAUUUCUUUAAAAACGAUUUUCUGCAAACAUCUAUUCUCUUGAAGUACAAAACACAGCCUAUAACCAUCCGCAGUUUGAACUUCUUGUUCAAGAAAAUGUCUUGUGGCUUGCUCUAUCGACUAUUCUCGAGCCACUAAAAUUUACCAGUAAAAAUGCAACCUCUAUUGAUAGUUUCUGUACAUUUGGUAUCGCUAAAUUCAAUGAAUUGUAUUCCAGCACCAGAGUGGUAUCUUAAUUUAGUGUAAUUUCAACAACACCCAUAAAUUUGUGACAACACCCAUAAAUUUUCCAAUUCAAGGAUUGAAAGCGACAAGGCUGAUGAAGUCGACAAACUGGCAACGUUAGCUGCUGUUGAGUCAGGUCUUAGAAGAGAAGGACUUGCUGACAUCACUUCAAUUUUAAAUAUCCCUCCUCCUGUCAGUGAUUCCAAUUUCUCAAACCAUUUGUCAAAGCUUCUUUGUGUUUCAAGAUCAGUAUGUAAUGAACACAUGACAAAUGCUGCCCAGCCCAAUGACUUAUAAAUAGCCUCAACAGUGAAUUAGAAGUGGAGAAUUAUACAGUUUUCAAUUUUGCUGUCUUUUAUCAUGGUGCAAGGUCCAAGAGGAGUUUCACAGCUUACCAUGGUGUUGGAGCUGUGAAAUCAGUUGAUACUGGAGAAGUGCUGGAUAUUGGUUCUCUCUAAAGUUUGUGAGAUUUGCAAACAAAACAAGGAUAGAAAAGAUGAAUCAGCCUUUGAGCAAUG
Messenger RNA from Rhopilema esculentum, 9147 nucleotides. Lineage: Eukaryota; Metazoa; Cnidaria; Scyphozoa; Rhizostomeae; Rhizostomatidae. The record is from RefSeq and is a predicted model, not a curated record.